Messenger RNA from Sphaeramia orbicularis (orbiculate cardinalfish), 5751 nucleotides. Its product is annotated as protein NLRC3-like. Bases 1219 to 4815 code for a protein of 1198 amino acids. The transcript is spliced from 12 exons. NCBI's taxonomy places the organism in Eukaryota, Metazoa, Chordata, Actinopteri, Kurtiformes, Apogonidae. Gene Ontology annotation, molecular function: protein binding. The record is from RefSeq and is a predicted model, not a curated record.
CGGGGGGGGGGUGGGGGGUUUAGAACCGAACCUGGUCUGACACCUGAACCACCGAACACCACCAGCAAAUAGGAGAAAAUAAAGAAAAGAAAUAAAAAUAGAAUAAAAAACUUUUAGGGAAGAAAAACUGGUCACGAGGAGGCCCCACCCAGAGUGACUGCGGUGCGUUCAAGGACUGUGGGGACUCCUGAUAAACCCUUAUAUCACUGAACUGUUGUCCUGAAACAUUAAACAUUAACUCGAUCACUUCUGAGUAAGAACCGUUGAAGCUAAACAGUAAAACUCAGUUUGUUUCUUUCGAUUUUGAUCAUAAUGUGGUCACACUUCUCUGUAAAAGAGCAGUUCCCAUAAAAACCAGUUCGCAGUAACAUGUGAUUGUGGUUUUCACUGUGAUAAUGACUGUAGACAUGAACGCUUCUGCAUCCCUGUACAUUUACUGCCCCCUGGAGACCCCCCAACGAAAGACAAACAUGGAAAAAGAACUGAGAGAAAAUCCUCAUGUGUCUGUUUUUGUCUGUAUUCAUCUCUCAGACCUCUGAAGUUCGACUCAAAAUUAGCAAAAGGUCAAUAAUUUUCUGAACUUAAACCCUGGAGGAUUACAGAUUCCCACACCCUGGAGCCAAUCACAGCAGGUUCAUUGUGUUGUCUGGAUGUGAUUGGAUCAUUUUCAUUAGAUUCAGACUCUUUCAGGAUCCAGAAUGAAGGUAAAGCAGAGGAUGAACCUGCUCCAGAGGUCAGAGGUCACACAGUUUAGUGGUGUUCAGGCCGUCACACCAGCGUUUAGUCUGAUCCACCUGUGGGUCUGACAGCAGGACUUGAGUCGAACACAGUGGGAGGUCCAACACCACUUGGAUGUUCAGGUCCACGCUCAUGUGGAUUUCCUCAGGGAUGUGAGUUCAGCUCAUCAGUGGUUUUCUGCGUCUUACAGUGACAUAUGUAGGUCCAAAAGGAUCCAAAAUGGAUUAGUUUAUGGAACAUAGACAUUUACCAUCAACUAAAACUGUCACUGACAAAAAGAAAAAAAACUCAUUUAAAGUCCAUGAAAUGAUUGAAUAAUGUCUGUAAUUAACAGGUUGAUUCGUUUAUUCAUAGAUGAAUCAAUAAUAAAUGGAUUGAUGAUUAAUUUGAAGCAGAAUCAGUGUUUUCUGCUGCACAUUUACACUGUGUCAAAGCAUCACCGUGACGACCAAACAAACGAGCCGAUCACCUUCCAGUAACAUGUCAUGUGACGGUUCAGAGCUCCUCCCACUGCAGGCGUUGACACCUGAUCUCUUUCCAGGUGAGACUCAGACUGAACCAGGAAACAGCUCAGCGGUGACGAACACAAAGCCUUUAGUGUUGGACGUCCACAGCAGAAUGGAUCAGAGUGAGGACAGACAGGAGGGAGCCCCUCCCUGGGAGACCACCCACAGACCCCCCACAGGACCUGGACCUGGACCCAGCUGUGUGUCCAUGAAGAGUGAUGACUCCAUGUAUCGAUGGAUAGACUUUCUAACAGGUCGUGUUCCUCAGACUCAACCUGGACCUGGACCUGGACCCAGCUGUGUGUCCAUGAAGAGUGAUGACUCCAUGGGUCGACCGAUAUACUUUAAAAGACGUCGUGUUCCACAGACUCAACCUGGACCUGGACCUGGACCCAGCUGUGUGUCCAUGAAGAGUGAUGACUCCAUGGGUCGACCGAUAUACUUUAAAAAAUGUCGUGUUCCACAGACUCAAGUGGAGCAGCAGAGCUCAGAGGUUCCCACUGGUCUACAGGAUCAGACUCAGCUGGACUCCAUAUUUCAGCUGCUGGAGGAGAACAUCUGCACGUUUGUCAAGAACCAACUGAAGAAGUUCCAGCAGGUUCUGAGUCCAGAUUACCCAGAAUGCUUAGAGAGUCUGAGUGAUGAGGAUGAAGAGCAGAGGAGGAGCUCCGAGGCUUUUCUGCAGAUCACACUGAACUUCCUGAGGAGGCUGAAGCAGGAGGAGCUGGCUGAGCGUCUGCACAGCAGAAGUCGGUCUGGAGUUCAGCAGCGGAAACUGAAACGUAACCUGCAGCAGAAGUUUGAGUGUGUGUUUGAGGGCAUCGCUAAAGCAGGAAACCCCAAAACCCUCCUGAACCAGAUCUACACAGAGCUCUACAUCACAGAGGGAGGGGCUACAGAGGUCAACCAGGAACAUGAGGUCAGACAGAUUGAAACAGCAUCCAGGAACCCACACAGACCACCAACAACCAUCACAUGUGAAGACAUCUUUAAAACACCACCUGACAGAGAUCAGCCAAUCAGAACGGUGCUGACAAAGGGCGUGGCCGGCGUCGGGAAAACAGUGUCCACACAGAAGUUCAGUCUGGACUGGGCUGAAGACAAAGCCAACCAGGACAUCCACUUCAUAUUUCCAUUCACCUUCAGAGAGCUGAAUGUGCUGAAACAGAAGAAGUUCAGUUUGGUGGAACUGGUUCAGCACUUCUUCACUGAAACCACAGAAGCAGGAAUCUGGAUCUUUGAAGACCUCCAGGUGGUGUUCAUCUUAGACGGUCUGGAUGAGUGUCGACCUCCUCUGGACUUCAACAACGCUCAGAUCCUGACUGAUGUGACAGAGUCCAGCUCAGUGGAUGUGCUGCUGAUGAACCUCAUCAGGGGGAACCUGCUUCCCUCUGCUCGCCUCUGGAUAACCACACGACCUGCAGCAGCCAAUCAGAUCCCUGCUCAGUGUGUGGACAUGGUGACAGAGGUCAGAGGGUUCACUGACCCACAGAAGGAGGAGUACUUCAGGAAGAGGUUCAGAGAUGAAGAACAGACCAACACAAUCAUCUCCCACAUCCAGAGGUCCCGAAGUGUCCACAUCAUGUGUCACAUCCCAGUCUUCUGCUGGAUCACUGCUACAGUUCUGGAGGACGUGUUGAAGAGCACAGACAGAAGACAACUGCCCAAGACUCUGACUGAGAUGUACAUCCACUUCCUGGUGGUUCAGGCCAAACUGAAGAACAUCAAGUAUGAUGGAAGAUCUGGGACAGAUCCACACUGGAGUCCAGAGACCAGGAAGAUGAUUGAGUCUCUGGGAAAACUGGCCUUUGAGCAGCUGAAGAAAGGAAACCUGAUCUUCUAUGAAUCCGACCUGACAGAGUGUGGCAUCGAUAUCAGCUCAGCCUCAGUGUACUCAGGAGUGUUCACAGAGGUCUUCAAAGAGGAGAGAGGACUGUACCAGGACAAGAGGUUCUGCUUCAUCCAUCUGAGUGUCCAGGAGUUUCUGGCUGCUCUUCAUGUCCAUCAGACCUUCACCAACACUGGAGUCAAUCUGCUGUCAGAAGAACAAACCACAUCCUGGUGGUUUGUAUCUCCACAGGCACAGUUCUACCAGACCGCUGUGGACCAGGCCUUACAGAGUCCAAAUGGACACCUGGACCUGUUCCUGCGCUUCCUCCUGGGUCUAUCACUGCUGACCAAUCACAGACUCCUACAAGGUCUGAUGAAACAGACAGGAAGUUGCCCACGCACCAAUCAGAAGACAGCUGAGUACAUCAAGAAGAAGAUCAGUGAGAAACUGUCUGUAGAGAAAAGCAUCAACCUGUUCCACUGUCUGAAUGAACUGGAGGAUCGAUCUCUGGUGGAUCAGAUCCAAAUGUACCUGAGAGAUAGACGUCUCUUCAGUUAUGAGCUGUCUCCUGCUGAGUGGUCAGCUCUGGUCUUCAUCUUACUGUCAUCAGAUAAAGAUCUGGAUGAGUUUGACCUGAACAAAUACUCUAAUACAGAGGAGGUUCUUCUGAAUUUGCUGCCAGUCGUCAAAGCCUCCAACAAAGCUGUACUGACUGUCUAUGACCUGUCAGAAAGAGGCUGUGAAGGUCUGUCCUCAGUUCUCAGAUCCCAGUCCUCUAGUCUCAGACAUCUGGAGCUCAGAACCAAUGACCCCAAGGAUUCAGGACUGAAGAUCCUGUCAGAUGGACUAAGGAGUCCAGACUGUAAACUGGAGACUCUCAGGUUGGAUAUCUGUAACCUGUCAGAGAGAAGCUGUGAAGGUCUGUCCUCAGUUCUCAGAUCCCAGUUGAGUAUGUGUAACCCGUCAGACAGAAGCUGUGAAGGUCUGUCCUCAGUUCUCAGAUCCCAGUUUUCUAGUCUGACUCUUCUGGACCUCGACAACAUGGACCUGAAGGAUUCAGGACUGAAGAUCCUGUCAGAUGGACUAAGGAGUCCAGACUGUAAACUGGAGACUCUCAGACUGUCAGGAUGUCUGAUCACAGAGGACGGAUGUUCUUCUCUGGUCUCAGCCCUACAGUCCAAUCCGUCCCAUCUCAGACUGUUGGACGAACUCACCCUGGAUCCAAACACAGCGAACAAACGACUCAAACUGUCUGAAAACAACAAGAAGGUGGAACGAGUGGAGGAGGUUCAGUCCUAUCCUGAUCAUCAGGACAGAUUUGACUACUAUCCUCAGCUGAUGUGUUCAACUGGUCUGACUGGUCGCUGUUACUGGGAGGUCCAGUGGAGUGGACAGGUUCAUAUAGCAGUGACUUACAGAGGAAUCAGAAGGAAAGGAGAGAGUGAAGACUGUGAGUUUGGAGAAAAUGAUCAGUCCUGGAGUCUGUACUGUAAUGAAGGUAGAUACACUGUCUGUCAUAAUAACAAAUACACACGCCUCCCUCAGUCCUCCUCCCCCUCCUCCCCCUGCCUCUGGUCUGGUACAGUCUCAGUGUAUGUGGACUGUCCUGCUGGAUCUGUGUCCUUCUGCAGAGUCUCCUCCAACAAACUGAUCCACAUCUACACCUUCAAAACCACAUUCACUGAACCACUGUUUGGAGGAUUUAGACUCAUGUACCCAGGAUCCACAGUGUGUCUGUAGACGCUUUUCCAUUGGACAUCUGCGCAAAACUUUACCGAUAGUUACAAAAUAUUGAAAACUGGGGAGUCACGUGACCGCCACGAGGGAUGCAGUAGUAUUUCACCACAGCUCCGUGGUCCCCCUCCUUAAAUUUCCAUAUCUUAUAUACACUUCUAUACUUUGGUCAAAGUUUUUUCUAAGUCUUAAAUGGACAAUAAUGGCGACAUCUUCAAAGAAGCAAUCUUCCAAACAGACACAAGAGCAAACAAAUAUUCGUUCUGUCGACGGUAAUGAGCUUGCUAAGCUUGUUAAGCUAGCAGUUGCAGAUGCCCUUAAGGAAACUAUACCAAAGCUGGUGGAUGAUGUGGUAGAUCAACUUUCAGCUAAAACAAAGGCCGUGGUUGCUGAACAACUUUCAGAAUUUCGCCGAGAGAUGUUAUCUAUUCGGACUGACAUCUCAAAAUGCGUGGAGUAUAUGGAUACUAGCAAAAGCCACUUGGCUGAAGUAGAUGGCCAUCUCUCCGCCUCAGUCAAUAAGCUGAUGGCACGGCGUUCCACUCUGGAGGAUAAGAUAGCUGAUCUGGAGGAUAGAUCACGCAGAGACAAUGUACAGAUACAUGGAAUUCCUGAAAACGCUGAAACGGCUAAUCCUCUUACCUAUUUGUCUGAUGCUGAUGAAGCCAAACAUGAGGGAUGGUUUACAAACUUUAUAAUUUUAUUUCUGAUCCAUGUGUUCAGCUGCCUGUUGAAAGUGUAUGGGAAAGGAAUGUUUCCUCUGCAGGAGAGGAAGACAUUCGCUGGGAAACAGUUUGGAAGAACUUGCACGACACAUCCAAAAACCCUGACCAUCAGUUCAGACAUUUCAAGUUUAUACACAGGAUGGAUUUAACUCCCAGGAAACGUCACGUUAUGAAAAUUAUUCCAUCUCCUAUGUGUUACUUCUGUACACUAGAUACU